AUGAUCCUGAACCACUGCGCGCACGCCAGGAUCGUGGACGCCGGGAUCUGGCGCUCCUUCGCCGACGCGCUGCCGGACGUCUUCGUCGACCCGGACGCCCAGUCCGUCGGCAUCGCGGCGAACGCCCUCGGGCGCGCCUCCUGCCGGCACGCGGGGGCCCUGGAGGCGCUGGGCAGCUGGGCGCUGGCCAUGGCGUCGACCGGGGAGCUUGAUGGCCGGAACAUGGCGAUGCUGGUGAACGGCUUCUCCAAGGUGCGCGAGAACAACGCGCCGCUCAUGGAGGCGCUGGAGACGGGCCUGAUCGACCGCAUCGGCGAACUCAACGAGAUCGACAUCGCGACUGUGGCGAACGGCUACGCGCGGCUAUCGCUGGAGGCGCACCGCCUGUUCGACGCGCUGCGGACGCCCAUGCUCGACGCCGUGGGCAGGUGGAACAGCCGGCACAUCGCGAUGGUCGUGAACGCCUGCGCGCGCGUGAGGCGGCGCGACGAGGAGCUGCUGGGCCGCGCGGCGGAGGAGCUGCUGCGCCACUGCGGCAGCGGGCCCGUCUCCGAGGACGUGCUCCCCAGCAUCGUCCACGCGUAUGUGACGAGGUUGUCGCUCGGCCCGCCCGCCCUGGUCCGCACCGUAGAGUUCAGCCUGCCCCGCGUCGUGGCCAGGCUUCACAAGAACGACGUGGUGCUCACCGUCCCCGCGCUGGUGCACCUUCCGGAGCUGUGCGCCCCGCCCGAGUUCUGCGGGCCAGUGUUCGACCACUGCGCGUCCAUCCUCGGGCAGCUGACCUGCAACGCCGUGGUCGGCAUCCUUGGGGCCGCCGCCCACCUGCGCCACGGCUGCGCCCGCUUCUGGGCCUCAGCCCUCGGGCACUGCUCGGGCCGCGUGGCGGGGGGCGAGUGGGAGCCCAGGUACGUGGCUGCCCUGGCGCUGCUCGUCUGCGGCCUGCGGGGCGCCCCGUGCUGCCCCGUCGGAGACGACGACGUCGAGCGCCUCCUCCAGAGCAUCGCCCAGGACCUCGGCGCAGGCUCCGCAGCAGGCGGCCGCGCGCUCCGCUACGGCCCCGGCCCGGUCGCGGACCUGGCCCGCGCGCUGCCGCUCGCGGGCGGCCUCGCGCCCGCC
Prorocentrum cordatum is the source of this 1116-nucleotide messenger RNA. Lineage: Eukaryota; Dinophyceae; Prorocentrales; Prorocentraceae. The record is from the annotation of a GenBank genome assembly.